AUGGCGGGCGCGUCGCUCUUCCAAGUCGGUGGCAACGUCGAAUUCUGGCGGGUGCUGGUACAUCUGAGCAUCUUGGCGGUGUUUCUGCUGGGCUUCGAGGCCGCGCUUCACCACCUUGAGCACAAACUGGCGCGAUACGACAAGUACCAUGUAAUGCUGCAGAAGGUCUACAGGGAGUUGAUGGUGCUGGGCUUGAUCAGUCUCGUUCUCAAGGUGCUCAAGGAGGUGGCGCCUGUCGACAGCUACAGCAAACCCAUGAUCGCCUUCCAGGUCGCGGAUCUCAUCAUCUUCGGCCUGGCGAUCGCUCUCAUCCUGCAGUCGAUUUGUAUCCUCUUGCAGUUGCGAAGACGCAGUUCGAAGGCUGACCGAGCAGAGUUGAUCUCAACGCAAGAUCUGGUACAAUUUCUAGAAAAUGGAGAUACUCCGAGCCACAUGCUGCUACCUGCAACUCGAGUUCCGCGGGUUUGUUGCAGCAAAGGCGAGACAAUGGACGAGGAUAUGGUGAAACAUCGUCUACUACGUCAACUCUUCCUCCACCGCUUCGGCCUUCCCGAACUUUUCCCCUUCUCAAAGUACAUUCGUCGAGCCCAAGCGAACCAAAUCUCAUCUAUGAUCGAAGUGGAGCCUUCCAUGUGGGUUUUGUUGCUUCUCGUGGCGUGGGGGAUCUGUGGGCUGGCGGAGCUUAUUGAUGGCAUCACGCUUAUCAAGCUUCUGGUGAUCUUUUCGUGGAUAUUAGUGCUGCUUCACGUCGUGAUGCUGGGCUACUUGAGGUCAUGCGUACUCCAGCUCUUCGAUCUCGCGGGCUAUAGCAAAGACCGGUUCGCUCUGGUUACUAACCUCGCUGCAGUUGCCGAGCGAGAAGCCAAUGUCUGGGAGAGUAUGUCUGCCCACGACGCUAUUGAGACGAUGAACCAAGUACUCGAUAUCCACGAAGAGGCCGAACACGACCGAAAGUCAACGACAGGGGUCGCCGCUACGCUGUGGCGUAAAGUUUCGUUUGGACCGUCUCGAGACAGCGACGCGCUCGCUGGAAUCUACAUUCGCUUCUUCUCGCGGAGGUUUUGGCAAGCUGCAGUCACUUUUGCUAUGAGUUUGAAUGGGUUCUUCAUCGCGCUGUUCGUGCAGUGCUCGCUGUACAACCUGGAUGAAAUCCACCGACAGCUCGGUCUGGUCGCUGCUAUCAUGGUCCCGUUGCCAAUGCUGAUCAAUGCCUUGGUACUCCAGCAGUACAAAUUCAGCGACUUUGUGCUCGUUUGUAGCGUGCUUCGGAUUGAUACCACCGCGCUUGGAGACGUGAUUCGGCACUUUAGCGAGACGAUCGAGAUGCAAUCCGAGUUUGCAGCAUCAUUGGUGCAGUGCCUAAAGGAAGGCGGACUCUCGAUAGAGUAUUUGGAGGCGGUGAUUCAGUCUCAUGACCACGAAAUGUCCGGGUUCAUCGAAGUGGACAAGCUUCGCGCGGUCUUGGCUUCCGUCGGCUUCAGUGUGACCCGGUUCCGGUUGAACAGUAUAGUCAAGUUGCUCUUUGAGCUCAAGGGGACUAGCGUCGAGUACGCGCAGCUCUUUCAGCUCUUGGCGAUCGUUGAGCAAGAGCGUGAGGAAAUCGCGCAGCGCCGUGGCCGAGAGUAUCCGGAAAUUCACGGGAGUGACGUCUCCUUUGACACGGGGAUUCACGAAGCCCGGGAAAGUUCGAUUAGCGCGCGCGACUCGGCGUCAACGCAGCCGCUUUCUCUGUUGACGCAGUCGAGUCUCGCGUCGGGUCUUGGGUGCAGCAACUUCGCCUACGCUAAGGCCGGUACCCCUGUCGUACGUCGAGGCACGUCACUGAACUUCCACAGUGUCCAAAUGAACUCGAAGAGUGAACUCGAAGGCAGACAACCGAUGCUGCAGAGAAGCUAUUCGCAGCAGUUCGCUGGCUCGAGCGCUCGAGUGCUGCGUGAUAUGUACAACGUUAAGCCUUACGUGUGA
Phytophthora sojae is the source of this 1965-nucleotide messenger RNA. RefSeq lists its product as hypothetical. Gene Ontology annotation, molecular function: calcium ion binding. The coding region runs from base 1 to 1965 and encodes 654 amino acids. Lineage: Eukaryota; Oomycota; Peronosporomycetes; Peronosporales; Peronosporaceae. The record is from RefSeq and is a predicted model, not a curated record. The transcript has a single exon.